CUUCUCACUGUCAGCCAUUUUUUUUAACACUGAUGGAUGGGUUCAAUGGAGAUACCUUUUUUAUCGAGAAAUUGGUCAUGUACGAUUUGAGAAUUAGUUCACACGCCACCGUCCCAGAAUUUGUGGUUGAAUUACAUAACCAAGUCAUACGCCGACGAAAUUGCAGUAAAUUGAGAAAUCAUUUUGAGUAGCAAAAUAAAGGAAUAAUUACUGUUUUGUUUUGGCUCUCGAGAUGGCAAGCAUCAGGCCAGCUUGGAGACAGUGUUUCCAGCAAGUGAGAUCUCUUCAUGCCUCUUCAUGUCAGAAUGCCGAGGCCAGGUUGAAGACCUUCUCGAUUUAUCGAUGGAAUCCGGAUAAACCUGAUGAGAAACCCUACAUGCAGGACUACUCUGUGGACCUGAACACCUGUGGACCGAUGGUCUUGGAUGCGCUGAUAAAAAUAAAAAAUGAAAUAGAUCCAACUUUGACAUUCAGAAGGUCCUGCAGAGAGGGAAUUUGCGGUUCCUGUGCCAUGAACAUCGGUGGAACCAACACCCUUGCCUGCAUCAGCAAGAUCGACAGCGAUGUCAAGAGUUCCAGUAAAAUCUAUCCUCUCCCUCACAUGUACAUCGUUAAAGAUCUCGUUCCGGAUAUGAAUAAUUUUUAUAAUCAGUACAGGAGCAUUCAGCCCUGGCUCCAACGCACGGAUGGAAAGAAAGUGGGAACACAACAGUAUCUGCAGAGCGUUGACGAUCGUAAAAAAUUGGAUGGUCUUUACGAGUGCAUUUUGUGCGCCUGCUGCAGUACCUCGUGCCCCAGCUACUGGUGGAACGGAGAUAAAUACCUGGGGCCUGCAGUUCUCAUGCAAGCAUACCGAUGGAUUAUCGAUUCUCGAGACACCCAGACCAAAGAACGUCUGGACAAAUUGCGUGAUCCUUUCUCGGUCUACCGAUGUCACACCAUCAUGAACUGCACGAGAACGUGCCCCAAGGGUCUCAACCCUGGAAAAGCUAUUGCUGAGAUAAAAAAAUUACUCGGCAAUGUAAUACAGAAGGACAAACCAGGUCUCAACACCACAGCUCUUCAUCACUGAGUCUAGAAACCUGUAGAUUUUUCUCAAGCCAAGUAAUCAAUAAAAAAAAUAUUUGAUAAACAUGUAUAAAGAUGAUUGAGAUAGUUGAAUAAAUUUCGUGGUUCUACGAA
This is a messenger RNA of Fopius arisanus, 1182 nucleotides long. RefSeq names its product Succinate dehydrogenase, subunit B (iron-sulfur) (gene SdhB). Bases 233 to 1072 code for a protein of 279 amino acids. The record is from RefSeq and is a predicted model, not a curated record. The transcript has 5 exons. Gene Ontology annotation, molecular function: electron transfer activity; 2 iron, 2 sulfur cluster binding. Gene Ontology annotation, cellular component: mitochondrial membrane. NCBI's taxonomy places the organism in Eukaryota, Metazoa, Arthropoda, Insecta, Hymenoptera, Braconidae. Gene Ontology annotation, biological process: tricarboxylic acid cycle; respiratory electron transport chain; aerobic respiration.